CUGGCGAUGACAGCGGAAUUUGAAUGGUUUGGCUAGAACCUAGCCCAUGUCAUGCUUCUCAGCCUAAGUCACCGUUCAAUUUUUAUCGGGUGUCAUUACUGGUGUAAUACAGCUCGCAAUUUCUGACCACAAAAUAUCUGCCCAUUGCUUAUUACUACCUUGGCUGUAGCCAAACAGGCUGGCGAUGGUCCUGCCACUGUCUUGGCGUCAGCCCGGGGGCUGGCUGCAGCCCCUGCUCAUCCUCUCGGCCAUGGCCUGGCUCUAUGCAUGGCGUCUGCGUGACAAGUGCCGCCGCAUCAAGGCGCUGGAGGGCAAGGUGGUGGUGCUGACUGGCGCCAGCUCGGGACUGGGCGAGGCGCUGGCGCACCGACUGUACGCCGCCGGCUGCCGGCUCAUCAUCAUGGCCAGGAGCGUCGACCAGCUGGACAGGGUGCGCCAAGACGUCAUGCUCGCCCACCAGCGGGAGCUGGUGUACCCGCCGGUGGUGCUGCCGCUGGACCUGUCCGACUCGGACGGCGUGAAGGCGGCCGUCGGCAAGGCUCUGCGCGUGUUUGGCCGUGUGGAUGUGCUCAUCAACAACGCCGGCGUCAGCUAUAGGGGAGAGGCGCUGCACACCGAGCUUGAGGUGGACGCUCGCCUGAUGCAGGUCAACUACCUCGGCCAGCUGGCUGCCAUCAAGACAGUGCUGCCCUCUAUGGUGGAGCAGCGCAGCGGUCAGAUCGUGUGCGUCAGUUCGGUCCAGGGACGCCUCGCGCUGCCCUACAGGUCGGCGUACGCCGCCUCCAAGCACGCGCUGCAGGCGUUCUGCGACUGUCUGCGCGCCGAGGUGGCCGACCACAACGUGCACGUGACGGUGGUGUCGCCUGGUUACAUCCGCACCAGCCUGUCACUCAACGCGCUGACCGGCAGCGGCGCUGCCCACGGCAAGCUGGACGCCACGACGGCACUGCUGGCGCCGCUGCGCGACCGGCUGGCCGUGCUGCUGCGCGCUCUGCUGCCGUCCGUCUUCUUCCUGCUAAUGCGGCUGCGAGCCCGGGCCGGCACCGGCAGACCCAGCUGAUGACUGACAGACGGACCGGGCUCACCUGGCCUGUGUCGCUCAGUCCAGCAGGCGGCUACCGCGGGUCAGAACAGUCAGCAAGCGUUUACCCACUUCAGGGCGGUCAGGAGGCGGUUACCCCGGGUCAGGGCGGUCAG
Messenger RNA from Pollicipes pollicipes, 1197 nucleotides. Its product is annotated as dehydrogenase/reductase SDR family protein 7-like. Gene Ontology annotation, molecular function: oxidoreductase activity. Gene Ontology annotation, cellular component: membrane. NCBI's taxonomy places the organism in Eukaryota, Metazoa, Arthropoda, Thecostraca, Pollicipedomorpha, Pollicipedidae. The record is from RefSeq and is a predicted model, not a curated record. The coding region runs from base 185 to 1060 and encodes 291 amino acids. The transcript is spliced from 8 exons.